GACUCGGGUCACACGGUUCCUCUCCUGGCUCGCAGCUCUCGACACUACCUAGUUGUAGAGAGCGUGUUCUUUGAAGUACAGCUGGCGAGGGCGCGCAGCCAAUCCGGAGGCUGCGUUCUGGGCCGGGGACGCAGUCAGCCAAUGAGAGACUCGACCGCAGACAGAAACACCAAAACCCCCGCCGUCAAUCAUGUGUUGUGCAGCUUCUGCUCAGACUGUCAUACAAGACACGAUUUGAAUACAGUUCACACGGCAGUUCUUCACGAGGGAAAAGGAGACGAUGCACCGAAACCGCCACCGCUGAUUGGAAGAUUUGGCACCUCACUGAAAAUAGGAAUUGUUGGUCUGCCUAAUGUUGGGAAGUCGACCUUUUUCAACGUGCUGACAAAGAGUCAGGCUGCAGCUGAAAAUUUCCCCUUCUGCACCAUUGACCCAAAUGAAAGUAGAGUGCCCAUUCCAGAUGAACGCUAUGAUUUCCUCUGCCAAUUCCACAAACCUGCCAGCAAAAUCCCAGCAUUCCUGAAUGUUGUUGACAUUGCUGGUCUAGUGAAAGGAGCUCACGCUGGCCAAGGACUGGGAAACGCUUUCCUGUCUCACAUCAGCGCUUGUGAUGGCAUCUUCCACAUGACACGUGCUUUUGAGGAUGAGGAUAUCAUCCAUGUGGAGGGGACCGUGGACCCAGUGAGGGAUAUGGAGAUCAUCCACGAGGAACUGAGGCUGAAGGAUGAGGAGAUGAUCGGCCCUGUUAUUGACAAGCUGGAGAAGACUGCCAUUAGAGGCAGUGACAAGAAACUCAAACCAGAAUAUGACGUUAUGUGCAAAAUCAAGAGCUGGGUAGUGGAUGAAAAGAAAAAUAUCCGCUACAAUCACGAUUGGAAUGACAAGGAGAUCGAAGUGUUGAACAAAUACUUGUUUUUGACAUCCAAACCAAUGAUUUACCUUGUUAACCUCUCUGAGAAAGACUACGUCAGGAGGAAAAACAAAUGGUUGGUGAAAAUCAAGGAGUGGGUGGAUAGUCAUGACCCCGGAGCAUUGGUCAUCCCCUUCAGUGGCGGCCUGGAGAAUCAGCUACAGGACAAGAGUGAAGAGGAGAAGGAGAAGUACUGCACAGAGCACAAGACGCAGAGCGCUCUGAGCAAGAUCAUCAAGGCAGGCUACGCUGCCCUGCAGCUGGAGUACUUCUUCACUGCUGGACCAGAUGAGGUCCGUGCAUGGACCGUUCGGCUAGUCAUUACAGGCCAAGGAUAACUUCAAUUACUGGUGAGCUGCUGAACAGUGAAAGUGGGGGCUACAUUGAUUGAGGAGGGCAACAAUUGAUUUUGCCCAUUACGUCCAUGAGAAUGUUUCCAUCCUGUGCAGAUCUGCCUGCCCUCCUCCUGCCACUGGAGAUAAGGAGCCUGUGCAUUGUGCCUGCCUAAUCUGUGUGACAGAGGUUGUCUGUGCCAAAAUUGAUGUCGCUUUUCAUUCGACUGUUUGUGGGCCUUGCUGGGAGCUCCUCCUCCCCGUGUGUCUCAGUUUACUGAGCGCAGCCCGCCAAGACCUUUGUGCAACGCGAUCACAGGACUUACAUCAAUACAGAUGGCGAAAAUUAAGCACAGAUAUGAUAAGGUACUUGACCAGUCAUAUUUUGUGUCCAAGAAGGUGGUUUCAACUUUCUAGAUGAAUCUGCCAAAAUGUUUUAACCGUAUCUGUGUUUUAUCCACUUUGAAUCUGUGUUAUGGGGACAUCUCCAAACGCCCAAAAAAAACAACCAAUAUGCUUUUUCGGGGCAAACAAUGAUGCCAUUAUCCCACCUCCGUCUUGGACUUGCAUUCACUGUUGCUUAUCUUUGUCGUCGCCGUCUUGCUCUUCUAGUAUUUGGAAUUUAGUUGGGCUAUUUGCUUUAUUUUGUUAGUUGUCUUGCUUCUUUCUUUCUCAGUUUCUGUUAUUGCACACAUUGUAAUGUAUUCUUGUUCGAAUAAAGAUUUAUUGACAAAAAAAAGUUUUCUACACUGCGCAUGACACUCAAC
This is a messenger RNA of Solea senegalensis (Senegalese sole), 2009 nucleotides long. RefSeq names its product obg-like ATPase 1. The transcript has 11 exons. Lineage: Eukaryota; Metazoa; Chordata; Actinopteri; Pleuronectiformes; Soleidae. The coding region runs from base 142 to 1248 and encodes 368 amino acids. Gene Ontology annotation, molecular function: ATP binding; ATP hydrolysis activity; GTP binding. The record is from RefSeq and is a predicted model, not a curated record. Gene Ontology annotation, cellular component: cytoplasm.